Molecule: messenger RNA, 3024 nt
Organism: Gambusia affinis (western mosquitofish)
Lineage: Eukaryota; Metazoa; Chordata; Actinopteri; Cyprinodontiformes; Poeciliidae
Gene: phf1
Product: PHD finger protein 1
Exons: 16
Coding region: 898-2526 (542 amino acids)
Biological process (GO): regulation of DNA-templated transcription; chromatin organization
Cellular component (GO): nucleus
Molecular function (GO): chromatin binding; DNA binding
Source: RefSeq, a predicted model, not a curated record
UUCCCUCUCUCCUCUCCUAAACUUGGAUCUUACUUCUUGUCGGAGACCAAUUAAUGAGGCGGCUAAAGUCACUAAUUGGCCGCUUAAUUGGCCCCUGUCACCGCGCGCGCUGCAACCCUGCAUCCUUCACUUCCUGCCCUCACAUCACAAGCGUGUCACAAUCAUUUUAGGGUCACGCUCUCAGACAGCAAGGACCCCCCACGCCCCUUUACACGAGCACACUUCCCACACCUCUGGAUGCCCCCACCAACCCACUCCCACGAUAGCUCAGUGUUUUAUGUCUGCGUCACAACAAGUCGGCGGAGGGCGAGAGGCAGAGGGAUGAUGGCGUCUCUGGCGGCUUGAUUCCGGUGCAGCUCAGACAAAAUCCGCCUUAAUAAGCUUCGGCGGCUGUGAGAGGGGUGAGGUGUGAGAGUGUGGGGGGUGAGGGAGCAACAGCGACGGGGACAUGAUGAAACGGCAACGCGGAGAAAGGACGGACAAACUAGUCUGAGAGAGACGGACGGACAGUCACAGUCGCCUCCUCCUCCUUGCUUACGGUUUGACUGACACACUCACACACUCAGGCACACACACUCAGAGCGAGGCGCCUGGCACAGACAGAGACAUACAUGCACACCAGCCACUUUUUGCAAACCAGCACGCUGCGCAUCGGAGCUGGCAGUAAUUGGACAUCCACAGCUGAUGAGGGCAUUUCAUGUCCAGCCUGUCCAGGAAUCCCAGUGACCCCGACGGAAAGGAGUUCGACUUGUCAGGCUGUCGCUAUGCUCAGGUCUAAAGAAGAGGAGUGUGUGUGCUGGCGUGUGUGCGUGUGUGUGUGUGUGUGUGUUUGGACGAAAUUUUAACCCCUUUGGACUGAAAGCCGGCUGUCUGAGAGGGGAGGGGGCGUAAACUCUGAUGGGGGGAGUCAGUGAGGGAGAUGAUGUGUUGGCUCGUUGGAGUGAUGGACUACUGUACCUUGGCAAUGUGAAGAGAGUCGACGGAGUCAAGCAAUGCUGCUUGGUGAGAUUCGAGGACAACUCAGAGUUCUGGGUUCUGAGGAAGGACAUUCACUCGUUUGCUGCCGGAGUGGAAGAAGUUUGCUGUAUUUGUGACGCCCCGCCUCUUAAAGAACCCCUCAUAAAUUGUCUUAAAUGUCACCACGGUUAUCAUCCGGAGUGCCACACGCCGACCAUCGAGCCAGAAGCUGACAGCGACUCCUGGAUUUGUCGACAAUGUGUUUUUGCUGUCGCCACCAAGAGAGGCGGAGCUCUGAAACGCGGACGCUUCGCCCGACUCAUGCAGUUCAUGAAACUCCGGCUCCCCUACCAGCUGUCGUCCUUAGACUGGGAUCCUCAGCAUCUGACCAAUCAGCAGCAGUGUUACUGCUACUGCGCCGGACCUGGAGAGUGGAACCUGAAGAUGCUGCAGUGUGGCAGCUGUGGUCAGUGGUUCCAUGAGGCCUGCACUCAGUGUCUAUUAAAGCCAUUGCUGUAUGGAGACAGGUUUUAUCAGUUCCAGUGUUCAGUUUGUACAAAGGGACCGGAGACAGUCCAGAGGCUGCCCAUGACCUGGGUGGACCUGGCUCAUUUAGUCCUCUACCACCUCUCGCUGUGCUGUAAGAGGAAAUACUUUGAUUUCGACCAUGAAAUUCUGUCCUUCACCAACGAGAACUGGGACUCGUUGCUCCUGGGCGCGUUGUCUGACACGCCGAGGCAGGACCGCUGUCACAAUCUCCUCAACGCUCUCAACUCUCACAAGGACAGGUUUGUCUCUGGAAAGGAGAUCAAGAAGAAGAAGUGUCUGUUUGGGCUGCAGGUCCGAGCUCCGCCUCCUCUGACGUCUGAUUCGUCGCCUCUUGUCACCGAUCCGCCUAUCAGCAUCACCCACAGGAGAAGCCCGUUGUCACUGCCCUGCCAGAGGAGAGUGGGGGGGUCGGAGUCACGUAAAUCAAAACGUCGCACCAUGGAGACACAGGCCUGUCCACCACCGGUCGCUGCCAACCCAGUGGAACUGCUGCCAUGUUGCCAUGGCUACAUGGGCGGAGCCAACCUUUACAACUCCAGGAAGUUGGAUGAGGAGAUGGAUGCAAGCCCCCCUCCCAAGCGAAUGUAUGCGCUGUACCACUCCACCUACAACGGGAACACUCCUCUCUCCAGGGGUCUUCAUCACUACAACAGCAUGGAGGACACCUGCAGAUUACCUCCACCAUGCUUCCCAUACCCCUUCAGCUCCAGCGGGACCCCCCACCUCCAUCACCUCCACCAGCACCACCACCACAACCACCAGCACCAGCCAGGUCAGAAGCAGCCGGAGCCCCUCAUCCUGCGCGACGUUCCUCCGUAUCAGAGCGGCGCGGGCGGCGGAGGAGGCAGUGGUGGGGCAGGAAGUGGAGCGGGGAUGGGUGUGGGUGUGGGCGGGGGUGACGGGACUGUGGUCCGGAGCUGGGCAGGAGGAGGGGAGGCCGUGAGGAUCCUGGCAAGACGCGUGACUCCAGAUGGGAAGGUGCAGUACCUGGUGGAGUGGGACAACGUGGGUCUGUACUGAGGCAGGCUGGGACAACAGCAGACACAGGACUGAUGUGUAUUUAAUAUGUGGCGGUGUGUAAAGAACAAAAAAAACAAAACUAAACAUGGUUCAGAUCCAGGUUUCUCUCAUAGUAUCACCUCAGUUGGACAUCAUUAUAACCUCAGUACUAGGUGUUCAUAUUUGCUAGUGUUCCUCUGAUAUUUGUACUGUUAUAACUUUGGAAGAUGCCUUUGCAUUGAUCAUGUUUUACAGUGAUGAUGGAAACGACUUCAACUUCCAGAUAAUCUAUCAGUGUUUCACCCUUAUUAGGAAAAAACUGUUCUAUUCUAAAGGUUUAUAUACUGUAAAUACUCUGCUGCAGGUAAACAUGGUACUAGAAGAAUACUUUCUGUUUCUUUUGUAUUUUACAGUUUUUAAUUUAUGAUUUACCGGAGAAAUGUUUAUUUUCCUGCUUCACUAUGAAUACCUUGAUCCCAAAACGGGGAAAUAUUGGGACUGUGUGAAAAAAUAAAUAAA